AUGCGCCAACCCACGCUCGGCGCUAUGAACCGGACGCUGCUCCUCACUCUCCCGUGCGUCCCGCCAUCCGGCCCGCUCCUCCUCAGCUUCCACGGCCAGGGCGGCAACGCGAGCGGCUUUUCCGAGCAGCACGCGCCGCUCGUCUCGACGGCCGCCGCGCGAGGCUGGGUCGUCGCCUUUCCAGACGGGAUGGCGGACGGGCACGACUCAGGGUGGAACGUCGGCACGAACGGCGACUCCUCCACGUGCCUGCCGAGGACCAACAACUCAUACUGCCACGCCUCCUGCAGCACCCUGCGGCGCUGCUCCCGCUGCGCAUGGAGCACCUGCUUUGACGACGUGGCCUUCGCCACCCGGCUCGUCUCGUCGCUCGUCGCCGCACACGGCCUCGAUGCGUCUCGCGUGUUCGCGCUCGGCGAGAGCAACGGUGGCAUGCUCGUCCACCACCUGGCGCAGGCGUCGCCGGCCCUCCUCCUCGCGGCGGUGGUCGUGUUCGCACUACCCCUCCUCGGCCACCUCGUCGAGCCGGAGCUGCUCGCGUCGCCGGUCCGCCGUACCACCUACGUGCUGCAGCUGCACGACCGCAACGACACCACCAUCCCCUGGCAGGGCGGCCGCUCGUCGGACGGCGCGCCGAGCGAGAUCGAGCCGAGAUUCCCUGGCAAGAUUGCCGGAGGUCAACACCGAGUGUCUGACCUCUCGAGGAAGCGCGCCUAG
Emiliania huxleyi CCMP1516 is the source of this 717-nucleotide messenger RNA. RefSeq lists its product as hypothetical. NCBI's taxonomy places the organism in Eukaryota, Haptophyta, Isochrysidales, Noelaerhabdaceae. The transcript has a single exon. The coding region runs from base 1 to 717 and encodes 238 amino acids. The record is from RefSeq and is a predicted model, not a curated record.